UUAGACGUUUUUGUUCUUGUUCCAUCAGCUGCUGAAGUUUGUCCCGGAGAAGAGCGACGUCGAUCUGCUGGAGGAGCACAAACACGAGCUCGACAGAAUGGCAAAACCCGACCGUUUCCUCUACGAGAUGAGCAGAAUAAACCACUACCAGCAGCGGCUGCAGUCUUUGUACAUCAAGAAGAAGUUUGCAGAGAGGAUAGCUGAGAUUAAACCCAAAGUUGAAGCUCUGACAAAGGCAUGUAAGGAGAUCUUGCACAGCAGAAACCUGAAGCAGCUGUUGGAGGUGGUGCUGGCCUUUGGAAACUACAUGAACAAGGGUCAGAGAGGAAACGCUUACGGCUUCAAGAUGUCUUCACUCAACAAGAUCGCCGACACCAAGUCCAGUAUCGACAAAAACAUCACUCUACUGCACUACAUGAUUACUAUUCUGGAGAAGAAAUAUCCCAAAGUCCUGAUGUUCCAGAACGACCUGCAGAGCAUCUCAGAAGCAGCCAAAGUCAACAUGACAGAACUGGAAAAAGACAUUGGCACCCUGCGCAGCGGCUUGAAAAGCGUCGAGAGCGAGCUGGAAUACCAGAAGAAGCGACCGCAGGAGCUGGGCGACAAAUUUGUGUCUGUGGUGAGUCAGUUCAUCACUGUGGCCAGCUUCAGCUUCUCCGACGUGGAGGACUCUCUCACUGAGGCCAAAGAGCUGUUCCUCAGGGCAGUAAAGCACUUUGGUGAAGAUGCCAGUAAGAUGCAACCAGAUGAGUUCUUCGGCAUCUUUGACCAGUUCCUGCAGUCGUUCGCCGAGGCUCAGCAGGAGAACGAGAACAUGCGCAAACGCAAAGAAGAGGAGGAGCGCAGGGCAAAGCUGGAGGCCCAGCUCAAAGAACAGAGAGAGCGGGAAAGAAAGGCCCGGAAAGCAAAGGCGAACGGGGAGGACGACGGUGGCGAGUUCGACGACUUGGUCUCCGCGCUGCGAUCCGGUGAAGUCUUCGACAAGGACUUAUCCAAGAUGAAGCGCAACCGCAAGCGCAUCAACAACCAGAGCACAGACUCGAGUAGAGAGCGACCGGUCACAAAGCUCAACUUCUAAAGCCGGGAUUGAGCUCAUUGUCCCUGUUUCACUCAACCCCCUCCUCAGCCCUGCUCAUCUAUAGCUUCACUCUGGGUCAAAGUGACAUCCACAUUCCUCCUCCUCCUCCUCCUCCUUCACUCCCGCACCAGCUCCGCCUGAAUGAACCUUGGCCUUGCAUCACCGCAGCAGAGCCACACACAUAGCACAACACAUUUGGACCUUUCAUCUUCUUAGAUUAUGACGUUAAGCAAAGCAGAAGCCAAAAACUGUCAUUAACGACCAAAUAAUCCUAUAAUUCCUGCUGUGGGGUCGUGCUGGUCGAAAUGAAAUGUUUCUAAGAGGUUGUUAAGCAGGAUCAAGAUGUCGUGAUUUGUUUCAGGUGUAAAUGAUGGUCAUGGUCUUUUGACAGGACGCGUUCUGCGCUUCUUCUUCUUUAGUUUGUUUUUGUACGUCCGAUUGUUAUGCACCGAGCUCAUUGUGCAGCUCUUAGACUCCUUCAGGACUUGAUGCUCGAUCCAAACAGGAAGACGAUUCCGUUGAAAACACAAGGGGCCAUUUUGUACAGACUGUAUUUCAUAGAUUGAGAGAGCGGCUGCGUUCACGCGUCUGUGUUCAAGUGACGUGAACAUUUUUGUAGAAAGACUGAAUCUGAACUUCCUCCUGACGCUCUCUCUCGCAGCGUGGACGCUGCAUCCUGAACCAGAUGUAGUUUUGACAGCAAGCGAUGCAGAAGCAGAGGUGCAGCCAUGCAGCAUUUAUAAAUCUGUAUGUUUUAUUUGAAUUGUCCUUUUUUUUUUUGUUUCUUGUUAAGAGCUGGCCUUAACUCUGUUGAUUUCAAUUGUUGAGUGGGUACUCUCAUGGGCCUGGGCCUAAUCUGCAAUUUCUCAACAAGUGUGGACACUCGUCUCAUAAAUGACAUAUAUAUCUAUAUAUAAGGUCGUGUGCUUGUUAUACACGCACAUAUGAAUUCAUAUUUACUAUGCUUAAUGCCAUUAAAACCAUACCCAAUCAAUGCAAUAUACCUGUUUGCCCCUCUGAAGGGAGUGUCCCCUCUUUAUUGUUUGUGUUUGAAUAGAUGAAACAUGUUUCCUGAGUGCUGGCUGAAUUCACAACGCAUUAAAACGUGUGCGUGUGUGAGUCCACACAGCGUCAGACCCUUCACUGAACUUUUAUAAUUUAAAUAUCGCCUUUUCCUUGUACAAUGACCUGAUAAAAAUAAAUGGGAGAAUACAA
This is a messenger RNA of Solea senegalensis (Senegalese sole), 2293 nucleotides long. Its product is annotated as disheveled-associated activator of morphogenesis 1-like. NCBI's taxonomy places the organism in Eukaryota, Metazoa, Chordata, Actinopteri, Pleuronectiformes, Soleidae. Gene Ontology annotation, molecular function: microtubule binding. Gene Ontology annotation, cellular component: stress fiber; actin filament. The record is from RefSeq and is a predicted model, not a curated record. Gene Ontology annotation, biological process: actin nucleation. The coding region runs from base 98 to 1078 and encodes 326 amino acids. The transcript has 8 exons.